CUUCGAAGCGCCAUCCUAUAAACUUGAUUUACCACAUCGAAUUGUUUCCUCCUCGUUUGACAGUCUUCCAAUUAUCUACUGUUCAUUUCAAGCAAAUACCGUCCCUCCAUAUCUUGAACCCACCUCCUCCACAACAUUCGAUAUUUUCCUUUGCAAAUAUGGAAUAUAUCUCCCGCCCGCACGCUCGCGCGACUUAUCAAGCAUACAAUGCGCUACGGAAAUUUCGUAAAGGCCAAGAACAGAUCCAGCUCAAUGGAGAAGCUCUCGAUAUUGCAACAGUCGUUGCUGUGGCGAAAUAUGGAUGCACACCUCACCUCGAUCUCAAUGAUGAUAUUGUCCGAGCUAUGAAUGAGAGUGUUGAUAUGCUGAGCAAUUACCUCGCGAAGGGCUAUUUCGUCUAUGGUGUCAAUACAGGUUAUGGUGGAAGCGCGGACACGAGAACCAAUAACCAUGCUGCUCUUCAGCUGUCUCUCAUGCAACAUACGCAGAGCGCAAUCACGACUAGUGGCGACAAAGGAGACCCUUCAUCUAUCUUACAGGACAUCGGCUCACACUCGAUGCCACAUUCUUGGGCGAAAGCUUCUAUGCUGGUUAGGGAGAACCAGACCAUGCGAGGACACAGUGCUGUCCGGGUUGAGGUCGUGCAGACUCUCAACGACCUGAUUUCCAAUGAUAUGGUCCCGCUGGUUCCUCUCCGGGGCUCAAUCUCUGCUUCUGGGGAUCUCAUGCCGCUGUCAUUCAUUGCUGGAGCGCUGCAAGGAUGUCCUGACAUCUUCAUCAGAAGAAAACAGGGGCAAGGCUACGAACUACUUCCUGCUGAUCAAUCUCUCGAGAAGGCUGGUAUCACGCCAAUUAUACUUGGGCCGAAGGAAGGUCUCGGUUUGAUAAAUGGAACAGCACCUUCUGCAGCUGUGGCAAGCCUGGCUUUGUACGAGACUCACCAAUUGGCGGUCCUUUCUCAAUAUUUAACCAUCCUUGCGUCUGAGGUUCUGGGGGGCAAUCUUGAAUGGUUGCACCCUUUCAUAGCUGACAUUCGCCCUCACAUUGGUCAGAAGGAAGCUGCUGCAAAUAUGCGUACUUUUGUGGCGGGUUCGAAGCUUGUCAGCGGUAUCUAUACCACUGAGAAGGAUCGGUUCAAGGUCGGCCUGUGUCAAGAUCGGUAUGCAACACGAACCUCACAGCAGUGGAUUGGCCCGCAACUGGAAGAUCUCAUGCUCGCUCACCAGCAAGUAACGGUUGAACUAAAUUCCACUACUGACAAUCCCUUGGUUGAUGUUAGCGCCUCGGACGUACACUCAGGAGGCAAUUUCCAGGCAGCUUCCAUAACUUCUGCGAUGGAGAAGACUCGACUCUCUCUGCAAAUGCUAGGCAAGAUGGUCUUUGCCCAAUGCACAGAAAUGAUCAACCCGGCCCUGAACAACGGCUUGCCUGCAAACCUUGCCGCUGAUGAUCCCAGCCUCUCGUUCACAAUGAAGGGUAUUGAUGCCAACAUGGCGGCUUAUAUGUCCGAGCUUGCAUAUAUUGCCAAUCCGGUCAGUUCCCAUGUCCAAUCAGCCGAGCAGCACAACCAAGCAGUGAACUCGCUUGCAUUAAUCUCCGCUCGCUAUACAAUGGCAGCUGUCGAUCUGGUCUCUCUGAUGAGUGCUUGCAUUAUCUACGUGGGAUGUCAAGGGCUCGAUCUUCGCGUUAUGCACAACACCUUCCUUGAAUCUUUCCAACCGAUUCUACAAGCAAUCACCAGCGAGGUGAUUGGACAAUUUCUACCUCAGCAAAAAAUUGACGCCCUCUGCCAUGAGCUUCUCAAGAGCAUAUCCACUGUAUGGGAAGCAACCACCUCUCUAGACGCGCACAAACGCUGCGAAAAAGCCGUCUCGGGUUGUAUCUCCAUCCUCACAGCCCCUCUGUGUGAAUAUCAAGGCUAUAACGCGGGAGCAGAACAAUGCCCAGAAAUAACAGAAAAACAACAUCGAGGAUCCACGUCCUCUAUCACUACCCUCGAAACCUGGAGAAGUAGAGUGCUAGUCGCAAUGAACGAGCACUACGUCUCUCACCGCACCCAAUUCUUCGAAAAGCAUACCACGGCGGAGUAUCUCGGCCAGGCUUCGAAAAAAGUUUAUUCUUUCGUGCGCGAGGAUUUGGGGGUGCCAUUCCAUAGAGGAUUGGUUGAACAUCCUACGCCUGGUGAUGUUGUGAUUAACGGGAGACCGAAGAAGACUAUUGGAAGCUGGGUAGGCAUCAUUUAUGAGAGUUUGAGGGAUGGGAGAUUGUAUGAUAAGCUGAUGGAGGCGCUGGCUGAUGGGUUAAAAGAUGGGGUUGUGAAUGGUGAUGGACAGCAGAAUGGUGGGGUUGUGAAUGGCGAAAGACAGCAGAAUGGUGAGGUGGUGAAUGGCAAUGGACAGCAGAAUGGUGAGAUGUGAAUGGCGCGGGAAUAAGUUCCAAUGGUCGUGUCUGAAUGGGUACAUCAGUGCAAAGUUGUUUGGUGGUUUUAGAAGGGUAGAAGGCGACUAGAAGGAAACGCCUGCGUUGCGACUGGAAACAUACCCCCUUUAGUUUUGUUCCAUAGUUUCUUCUUCCAACCAUACCCCCAAUGUCCAAAUUUCCGGGGUGCAUUGAGCAUUUGCGAACUUUGGGUAUAAUGAGACUUCAGGAACAUUGAAC
Molecule: messenger RNA, 2658 nt
Organism: Hyaloscypha bicolor E
Lineage: Eukaryota; Fungi; Ascomycota; Leotiomycetes; Helotiales; Hyaloscyphaceae
Product: phenylalanine ammonia-lyase
Exons: 3
Coding region: 159-2417 (752 amino acids)
Biological process (GO): L-phenylalanine catabolic process
Cellular component (GO): cytoplasm
Molecular function (GO): ammonia-lyase activity
Source: RefSeq, a predicted model, not a curated record